Messenger RNA from Grosmannia clavigera kw1407, 957 nucleotides. RefSeq names its product mannose-6-phosphate isomerase class 1. Gene Ontology annotation, cellular component: cytosol. Lineage: Eukaryota; Fungi; Ascomycota; Sordariomycetes; Ophiostomatales; Ophiostomataceae. The coding region runs from base 1 to 957 and encodes 318 amino acids. Gene Ontology annotation, molecular function: mannose-6-phosphate isomerase activity; zinc ion binding. Gene Ontology annotation, biological process: GDP-mannose biosynthetic process; carbohydrate metabolic process. The record is from RefSeq and is a predicted model, not a curated record. The transcript has a single exon.
AUGGCUAUUGCAAUCACGCCCUUUGAAGGUCUUUGUGGCUUCAGGCCGCUUGGAGAGGUUACCCAUUAUUUGAAGGAGGUCAAACCUUUCCGUGACCUAGUGGGCGAGGAUGUGGCAGCAGCUUUUUUUGAAGCUGUCUCAGGCCACGAGACCGAUGAUGACCCUGCAUUUGUGGAGCGCAACAAAAUUGCUUUGAAAAACGCCUUCUCGUCCCUCAUGUCAGCAUCUCGGCCAGCGCUCGAGAGCGCCACAGCUUCACUACUAGCUUCCGUCUCGGCAGACCCCACUGGAUUUGCCGGCGGUGGUGUAGAUGCGACGUCUAGCGACAUCAUCUCGGAACUGAUCAAACGUCUUUAUGGCGAAUUUGGAGUAGAUUACGGCAUUUUCAAUCUAUUUUUCCUCAAUUAUGUCACUCUAGAGCCAGGCGAAGCCCUAUUUUUACAGGCGGACGAUAUCCAUGCCUACAUAUCGGGAGACAUUGUGGAGUGCAUGGCAUCUUCUGAUAAUGUUGUCCGCGCGGGCUUCACACCGAAAUUCAAAGACGUACCUACGUUGACUUCGAUGUUGACUUACAACUACGCCCCGAUCGAUCAGCAGAAGAUGCAUCCGGUGGACUACCCUUACGUCGCAUUGAAUCGCGCAGCCUACAGCUCGGGCUCUGAAUGCAUUCUUUACGAUCCUCCUAUACAAGAGUUCAGUGUAUUGCGGACGUCCUUGAAGAGCCAGGGAUCGAGGGUGACGUUUGAGCCUUUAGCUGGUCCUACUGUUGCCAUUUGCACGGGCGGUAAAGGCCGUAUUUCAGUGGGAUCCAAAGUUGCGAUUUUUUCCGAAGGGAACGUAUUUUUUGUUGGUGCUACAGCAGAGGCUAUUCUCGAGGCCAGUAGUUUGGAGGAGGAUGAAGCCUUUGUUGUAUUUCUGGCUUUCUGUGAGAUGGAAGACCACAGCAACGGCAAUUAA